AUGGCAGCUAUUCAUGAUGAGGACCCUUUUGGUUUUGAAGAUUACUUUCCUUCAAUGAUUAAAACAUUAGGGGUUGAAAGGUUCAUGGAGGAACUAUGCCAUGGUUUUUUCUUGCUAAUGGAUGUACGUGUAGGGCUCAUUACAUUUGAAAGGUUGAAGAGGAACGCAAUGUUGAUGGGGUUGCAUGAAUUGAGAGAUGAUGAGCUUGUUUGCAUGUUGGCUGAAGGAGAUUUGGAUGGAGAUGGAGCUCUUAAUCAGAUGGAGUUUUGUACGCUCAUGUUUAGAUUGAGUCCUGGAUUAUUUAUGGAUGGAUCCAAGCCGGAUCGAGUACCAAUCAUCUCUCAAUCUGAUUUUUCUUUAGUUUCGGGUGGUACAAAUUAA
Molecule: messenger RNA, 381 nt
Organism: Lycium ferocissimum
Lineage: Eukaryota; Viridiplantae; Streptophyta; Magnoliopsida; Solanales; Solanaceae
Product: calcium-binding protein PBP1-like
Exons: 1
Coding region: 1-381 (126 amino acids)
Molecular function (GO): calcium ion binding
Source: RefSeq, a predicted model, not a curated record